CUGAAGAGCGACCGACAGCUGCCACCGGUGGGUAGAUAAGACCGGGGGAUAGUGUGUCCGUCCGUCCGUCGACCCGAGGGCCAGUAUGGUGGCCGCGGAGGACUGCGUCUCGCUGGGCGUCUACUCCUUCACCUUCGUCCUGGGUCUCCCCUCCAACCUGCUGGUGCUGUUUGUGUACGUGCAGAAGGCCCGCAAGCACGGCGCCACGCCCAGCGUGGUCUACGCGCUCAACCUGUGCCUGGCCAACCUGGCGCUGGUGGUCUGGAUGCCCGUCAAGGCCCUGGAGACGGUGCUCCAGGGCUGGGCGCUGCCGGCGGCCAUCUGCCCCAUCUACAGCUUCUUCCUCUUCUCGUCCAUCUACGGCAGCUGCCUCUUCCUCACGGCGGUGACGGUGGGCCGGUACCUGAGCAUCGCCUUCCCCAUCACCUACAAGCUGCACCGCCGCGCGCGCCUCUCCUGCGUGAUCAGCGCCAUCCUGUGGGCGGUGGUGCUACUGCACCUGAGCCUGGGGCUGGUGGUGGAGCAGGGCGGCUACUUCGUGUCGCCGGUGAGCGACGGCCACAACGGCAGCGUCGGCGGCGGCAACCACAGCGGCGGCGGCGGCGGCAGUAGCCUGGCGUGCUUCGAGAACUUCACCGAGACGCAGCUGGAGCUGCUGUGCCCGCUGCGCCUGGAGAUGGCGCUGUUGCUGUUCCUGCUGCCGCUGCUGAUCACGGCCUUCUGCACGCUCCGCUGCGUGGCCCUGGUGGGGCGCUCCAACCUGCCGGCCGGCGGCAAGCGCCGCGUGCUGGCCAUCGCCUGCUCCACGCUGGCCGUCUUCGUGGUGUGCUACGCGCCCUACAACGCCUCGCACGUGGUGGGCUUCGUGCUCAACGAGAACGUCAGCUGGCGCCGCGAGGCCAUGCUGACCAGCUCGUGCAACGUCUUCCUGGAGCCCGUCGUCAUGCUGAUGCUCUCGCCCGCCGGGCCCCGGAGUCUCUGCGCCUGUCUGAGAGACGGCAGAGGUGGGGGUGGUGGUGGUAGUCACGGCGGUAGUCGUGGCGGGGGGACGCGGCAGAGAUCCAGCCAAGCGAACGCCCACCCCGCAGGGCUGCCCGCGGCCGUGAGGCAGGUGAGUGGGUCUCAGGCGUUGGGACAGACGCCCACACACCCAGCGUCACCACCGCCUGAUCUUACCAGCCUAGAGAAGCCACCAGGGAGGCUCACGGACAAGCAGCUGGCAAGUGGACAAACGGAAGAGAAAUUGAGAGAAGGAAAGCUGAGGAACGGGAUGGAUAAACAAUAA
Molecule: messenger RNA, 1285 nt
Organism: Sardina pilchardus (European sardine)
Lineage: Eukaryota; Metazoa; Chordata; Actinopteri; Clupeiformes; Clupeidae
Product: free fatty acid receptor 3
Exons: 1
Coding region: 86-1285 (399 amino acids)
Biological process (GO): G protein-coupled receptor signaling pathway; positive regulation of cytosolic calcium ion concentration; positive regulation of insulin secretion
Cellular component (GO): plasma membrane
Molecular function (GO): bioactive lipid receptor activity
Source: RefSeq, a predicted model, not a curated record